UGAAAUAAAUUUUAUCCGCUCCCCACCAAGCCAGCCAGCCCCACUGCCCGACGGCACCCGGCCGCCGCCGCCGCCGCCUCCUCGACUCCUCCGCCCCGCCGCGUCGCACCCGACGACCGGACCGCCGUCUCCGCCUGCCGCCCGCACGGCCGCACCCGCACUGUGUUGAUUUCGUUUAUUGGAUCCCUCGGAUUGCAAAAUGCUUGCCAAAGGGAGGAAAGUUGCUGGAAGGGGUGGAGACAUGUCUGCACACUAUGCAUUUGGGCUGCAGGAAGAUGAUGCGAUCAUUAAACGUAGGCUUCUGACCAGGACAACAACUACCAGGGGUGAACCACCACUAAAGAAGCUUCAGAAGAAGUUCAUGUCCUUUGCCACUGAGGUUGAGAAGGAUGCUGACAACAUAAGUGACUGUGAGAGGUUGUACAAGGCCUUUUUACAGGAAAUUAAUGCUUUUGUGUUGCCUCUUCUUAAGAGCAAGGCCGUGGUUGAUGCAAACCUUAGGGAGAAGGAGAGCUUCAACGAGCUGCAAGACGAGAUUCAGCGACAAAUCUUGCAAGCUCAGACUGAUAUUGAGGAACUCAAAAAGAAACUGGAACAGAGCAGAAUUGAGAGGCUGUACAAAGAGGAGUGCGAAGCGAUCAGAAAAAUGAUUUCUUUGCAGCCUCCACGAUCGGAAACAGAGAAGCUCAUCGCGGGUCUUGAGAAGGAGAUUGCUAAUUUGGAGGCCGAGAAUACAGCAUGUAUAAGGACUCUGGAACUAAGGAAGAAGCAGCUUUCUCUUCUUCUUCAUGUGGUCGAGGAAUUGCAGAUCUCAAUCGAAGAUGAGCAGAGGAGCAUAGCGGAUGAGCUGAGAGCUGGCGCUGAAGAGCAGCAGAACAUGAGCACAGAUGAAGGUAGCGGCGAUGCUUCAGAUGCCAUGGCUUUAGACUGAUCCUAGCAGAAAAGCGCGAUGCCUGCCUAGUUCCACAAAGGCAGAUACGUUUUCUUGUGGCUAUAUAGCACUUAAUUGCCUUGGUUAGACUUGUAGGUUGCUUAAUUACACCCUGACACAUGAUGACUCUCGUGUAGUUUUUUUUUUAGAGAGAAGGCCAGAGUCUCUCGUGUAGUUUCAGUUGUAAUUUCAGUCCUAAGUUGUAAUCGUGUGCCCUUUGUCUGAAGGAACAGAACAUCAUGGUGUGACAUAUACUCCUCCAGAUUAUUCCAACAUGUAUGGUUGUUAUUA
Messenger RNA from Oryza sativa Japonica Group (Japanese rice), 1222 nucleotides. Its product is annotated as THO complex subunit 7A. Gene Ontology annotation, biological process: mRNA processing; mRNA export from nucleus. Lineage: Eukaryota; Viridiplantae; Streptophyta; Magnoliopsida; Poales; Poaceae. The record is from RefSeq and is a predicted model, not a curated record. Gene Ontology annotation, cellular component: THO complex part of transcription export complex.